GUUUCUUUUUCAAUUUAAAGUGAAACAGUGAAAAUCAUAAAGAAAAAUGAAUUCACUUUUAAUGAAAUGUUUGUGCGUUCUUACAAUAAUUGGAUUAGCAGCAGCUACAAGACCAAAAUUUGAAUUAACAAGUUUUAAUUCUACAACUUUCGUACAUAAACCGUACAUUCCUCGAAAUGAUGCAGAGCCAUUUUGGGAUCCAAAUUUUUGUGACGGUUGGCGAGAUAGGGAUAUAUUCGUACAUCCAGAAAGAUGUGAAGGAUUUUUAAUGUGUUGGGGUGGUGAACUUCUUGAAUUCGAUUGUCCUCGUGGCAUGAUAUUUGAUUUCAUGGAUCUGGUAUGCGAUUUUCCUGAUCAAGCAGUUUGUUGGAUGGAUGCUAGGCCACCACCCGUAAUUCCCGAUAAUCAUUGCCCUCCGCCGGGUAGUAAUGAAGUCAGAUUCUUACCAUCCGUAAAUUGUGACGAAUACUAUAUUUGUAUGAAUGGUCGGCCAGUUCUUCUUCAAUGCGCACCUGGUCAGCAUUGGAAUAUUCAAGAAAAUUCCUGCGAUGAUCCGGCAAGAGCGGGAUGCGCUCCUGUUCCACCACCUAAUCAACUUCCCAACUGCCCACCUGGAGUAACUCGAUAUCUUCCACAUCCAACUAAUUGUAAUUGGUUCAUCUAUUGCAAUAAUGGCAAUCGAAGUGUACAACAAUGUCGACCUUUGCAACACUUCGAUAUCAAUCUUGAACGUUGCCUUGUCAAAACAAUCGCUCGAUGUAUUACAAACACAAGAACUCUACAUUAAACAGUUGAAGAUGGCAAAUUAUAUUUCAUUAAAGUUUAUCACAAAAGCUUUACAAAAUAUUUUAAAAAAAUUCUUUCAAGCUAGUAACGUUAACAUCAUGCGCAAUAAAAUUAAUCUAUUUUAUUGACAAUUUAUAUAAAUAGUUACAAGUGAUAAGGUUUUCCAUGAUGUGCUGUAAUUAAAAAAAUAAAACAAAUAAAUAUUGUAACUUUUUCUGUUACCACA
Clunio marinus is the source of this 1012-nucleotide messenger RNA. The record is from the annotation of a GenBank genome assembly. Lineage: Eukaryota; Metazoa; Arthropoda; Insecta; Diptera; Chironomidae.